CUUUCUGCAGUUGAUUUCGCUGACUUGCAGUCAUAACCAAUCGAGACUAGAAUAAUGGAUGCGCAUUUAAAAAAAGCAGCGCGAUUAUUACUGCGUUUUUAAAUCAAUAUACAAGCAGGACCCGCUAAUAGUUUCACUUUUUUUCUGUAAAGAUUGCAACAAAAAUCCUCGGUGCUCUGAAUUUAAGGAACACUUAUGGCUACAAAAAAACUGGCCAAAGAGCUCGGACUGUUGAGGCAGCGCAGUCAGUCCUCCACAGGACUAAAGAAAGCAGUGGUGUCAAAUCAAAUAUUUUCCUACCUGAUUGUGAUUGAUUUUGAGUCCACUUGCUGGAGAGAGAAAAACAACUACAGCCAAGAAAUUAUUGAGUUUCCUGCUGUUCUGUUGAACACGUCCACAGGGGAGGUCGAGUCUGAGUUUCACACAUAUGUUCAACCUCAAGAGCGCCCCGUUCUGUCCGAGUUCUGCACUGAGCUGACAGGGAUUACACAGAUGCAAGUUGAGGCAGGGAUCCCCCUCCAGAUCUGUCUUUCUCGCUUCAGCCGCUGGCUGCAAAACCUGCAGCUUCAGAUGGGUGUGGUCUUCCCCAACAGACAACAGAGAUGUUCUGCACCUUCACCCUCUCAAAAACUGUGUACCUUCCUCACAUGGUCAGACUGGGAUCUUGGAGUUUGUUUGCAGUACGAGUGUAAACGUAAGCAGAUCCAUAAACCUGAUGUUCUCAACAGCUGGAUAGAUCUGAGGAGCACAUACAGGCUGUUUUACAACAGAAAACCAAAAGGCCUGAAUGGGGCACUACAAGAUCUUGGGAUACAGUUUUCUGGGAGAGAACAUUCUGGUGUGGAUGAUGCCAGAAAUACAGCUCAGCUGGCAGCACGGAUGAUGAGGGAUGGGUGUGUGAUGAAGAUCACGAGGAGCCUGGACAGGACCCCAUCAACGGUCAAACCCAUGUUUGGAAACUCAACCUGUCCUGCACACAAGACAGAAAACCCCAACACGGAUAAAGAGGAAAACACGAGUACCACAAAUAAACCCUCAUCAUCCAAGAUUCCUGUCAAAGCUGGUCAGAUAAAAUUAUGUACAAAGAGCAAUACAAGACUUUUAAACACAGAGGACACCUCAAGGUCAGUUCAAGAAUCUGUUCAAAGCCUGGUCUCACCAAAGACGCUGCUGAAUGGUACAACGACACCACUAUGGGGACGCAUCAGCAGCAUCAGUAGGAGGUCAGUUACAGCAAAGGUUGUCACUAAUAUUUCCUCUUCAGUUAUGAGCAUCUGUCCUUCACCACACAACAACAACAACAACAGGCUUCUUAUGUGUUCUACUACUAUUGGCGGCCUCUCCCACCCGCCUCAGCAAAACCAGACCUCAAGAACAGCGGGACUUGUGAAGGACGAGGAAGGCGCAGAACUUAUAGUGGAAACCGAGGACAGGUGUGGUUCAUAUGACGAUGUGGUGUUGGUGGGUGACGAUGCCAGCAUCGAAACGGAUAGAGAAUUAGAGUACGUAUCAGAUGUUGACGGCAGGUGUUAUGUGUCGGAAGAGCCUGAUAAUUCAUAUUCACCAGCGGGUCAGGUCACAUUAAGGGAAACUAAAACUCAAAGGAUGGAGACCAGUGAGUCAUCCACAAUGUCUGACACUACAAAAAGGGUAAGAUCCCACAUUAACGUCUCUGGUCAGUUUAAUAAGAUGACUCAUUCAAGGAUCUCAGAGCCGGAAGCUUACUUUGCUGUGCCUAAAACUGUUACUUGGAGCUCCAAAUCCAAUCUGCAAAAAUCAAGAGCGAAAACCCCUCUGCUGCGCCAAGAGAAGCCACAUGUGUCACAUGAAAACUCUAAAAUAAACACACCCUCUAUGUUCAGGCUGAAGCCCUUUGCCCCAGAGAAAACUUCCACCCCUAAUACCUCAUUUGUCAGACCCAGAGCAACCAUCACACAACACACAAAGACUCCAAAGUCAUCCUUCAGCAUCUACACUGACUCAGCAAAACAGGCUCCCUCCUCACGUGGUUCUCUUAAUUUCUCCAAGAAUGUUCUUUCCUCUUUGUCAACCAACACGCUCUCCUCAUCUACCAAUCGAUCCUUCGUUCCUGUGACAGUGAGAGGAGGAGGAGGAGGGAAGAUCACCUCCCCGUUGUGUGCGUGUGGCCGCCGUGCAAAGCGGCAGGUUGUGUCCAACGGUGGUCCGAACCAGGGCAGAGGGUUUUAUUGCUGUGCGGUCCGCCGGUCGAGCAGCGGCAGGAUCCAGAAGGGAUGCGAGUUCUUUAAGUGGGAGUCUGCGCUGAUGAAGAGCAGUUCAGUGGCUUCUCCUGCUGUCAGGUCCUCUGUCUCACUGUGUCACAUCAACUCAACUCUCAGCUGCCGUCCACCUCAGGGGUCAUCAUUAAGAAAGAGCUAUUAAGAGCUGUAAGCUGUAUCUGCUCCGUUCUACCUCAGUCACAUAAACUUUGAGACACCUUGAAUGCAAACUGUGGUCAGUUCUCACAAAGACGUUCCUGCAUUAAUGUAUUUUAUGCAGGAAAAAAGAAAAAACUCUGAACAGAUUUUAUUGGAGAUGAGGAUAGGUUUUUUUUUCUGCUGCUACUGUUUGCCUGUUUUUCUUUUGACACGUAAACGCCUAAUUAAUUGAUUUCAUUUUGAAAAAUUAAUGUUGAGUCUUCAAGUUAAAAUGUCAUAAAGCCAAUUGUUUGCUUUUAUUUAUUGCAAACGAAAUACUUGAUAAUGAAUUCAGUAAUAAUAAUUGUUGUCAUUAACUAUUUAAUUUUUGAAAAAAAUAGCCAAUAUAUUCAUCUAGAAUGAAUACUAAUAAUUAUGCAAAAAUGAGCUGUGUGCUGUACAGUAAAUAUACUAUUUUGGAAAUGAGAUUUGGAGAGCAAAUAAAAUGUUUCAAGUC
Messenger RNA from Thunnus maccoyii (southern bluefin tuna), 2892 nucleotides. It is a transcript of the gene eri2, whose product is annotated as ERI1 exoribonuclease family member 2. Bases 196 to 2400 code for a protein of 734 amino acids. Gene Ontology annotation, biological process: exonucleolytic trimming to generate mature 3'-end of 5.8S rRNA from tricistronic rRNA transcript (SSU-rRNA, 5.8S rRNA, LSU-rRNA). The transcript is spliced from 9 exons. Gene Ontology annotation, molecular function: nucleic acid binding; 3'-5'-RNA exonuclease activity; zinc ion binding. The record is from RefSeq and is a predicted model, not a curated record. NCBI's taxonomy places the organism in Eukaryota, Metazoa, Chordata, Actinopteri, Scombriformes, Scombridae.